CCCCACCUUCAAUGAGACCAUGCAUGAUCCACUUGCAAGGGAAUAACAUAAAAUUCUCUCUAGAGGCCCAUAACUUCCUAGCCUUUUCUUAGGCUCUGUACUAUAUAAUUAAACCACAUUGCUAAUGUCUUUGAUAUUUAUUACUCUUUGUCAAUCAGCAAAGCCUCUCAUCUUUUCUCCAAAAAUGACAACAUUCAUGCUGAAUUUUAUGCUUCCUCUACUUUUCCUGUCCAUGAUUCUUCCAAAACCAGCGAAUGCAGAGUUGGAGCAAUGGUGUGUAGCUGAUGAGCAGACCACGGAGAAUGAAUUGCAGGCAGCCUUGGAUUGGGCUUGUGGGAGAGGAGGUGCAGAUUGUAGCAAAAUUCAAGUAAACCAACCUUGCUAUUUUCCAAACACAUUAAAAGACCAUGCUUCUUAUGCCUUCAACAGCUACUAUCAGAAGUUCAAGCACAGUGGAGGUUCUUGCAACUUUAGAGGACAGAUGCAUGUUCACGUAGCAACGAGUGCAAUUUAAAUGGACCUGAUGCUUGAAGGUCAUGGUUCUUGCCACUAUGACUUCAUCCCCUGAUCACAACUGUGAAUGAAGACUUAAAAUAACUGCAGCAAAAACUAGACCUUUGUAUGUCCCAAACUCCCAAUCAAGCAAUUUUUGUUUUGGGACUUUUUCUUGUAUUAUUGAUAGAAAUGAAAUCUUACAUUCCUCUUACACUAA
Molecule: messenger RNA, 712 nt
Organism: Cajanus cajan (pigeon pea)
Lineage: Eukaryota; Viridiplantae; Streptophyta; Magnoliopsida; Fabales; Fabaceae
Source: RefSeq, a predicted model, not a curated record